AUGAACGAGUACGCCGAAUUCGAUUGGAGGGUGCACCAAAUGCAGAACGAGCGUCUCUGUGACGUAUCCAGGAAAAGACUCACUGAUGGAGACAGACAACGCGCCCUUGACGGCCUCAAAGAAGCCGUCGACUCAAGCCUUAACCUCGCGUUGCGCGAUAAAAGCCGAUGCCAAGACGACCACUUUUUGCGGCGGUUCCUCUAUACCAGCAAGUUCGACGUUCAGCAGAGUUUCGAGUUACUAGUCCGUUACCAUCAAUAUCGUCGGGAGCAUCCUGAACUGUGGGCGCCGGCGGACGGGGGCGUGCUCCGAGCCCUCGCCGACGGCCUACCAGGCGUGCUUGCACAACGUGACCGGAGGGGGCGCUGUGUUCUACUUAUGUUUGCCUCGAACUGGACACCCCACGCUUGUCCGUUAGUGUCCGUUUUCAGGGCGCUGUUACUAACAUUAGAACGUACUCUUGUCGAGACGCAAAACCAAGCAAACGGAUACGUUAUGAUUGUCGAUUGGACCGAGUUUACAUUCAAACAAUCGUGUAGUUUACAAGCAAAGACUCUGAAAAUGAUGAUUGAUUGUCUUCAGGACUGCCUGCCUGUGCGCUUCAAAAGUAUCCAUUUUAUCGGACAGCCUUGGUACGUGGAGACCGCAUUGGCCGUUGUGAAACCUUACCUGAAAGCAAAGACGAGAGAACGGAUAGUGCUUCAUGGUAACAAUUUGUCGACCCUGCACGACUCUUUGCCGCUGGAUAUCCUCCCAGCGGAAUUGGGAGGUGAAGGACCUUCCUACAACUCGGAGCUCUGGUUGCAACAAUUCUGCAGAUUCGAGAACAUAGACACGCCACCUGCUCAAGUGUCGACGAAGGUGGCUAAAGAUAAAGAUCUUCCAGCGGCAAAAGUGGACAAAGCGUAUAAGCAAAAGGACAAUGGGAACUUUUCGUUUCACGGCAAUGAAAAAAGUGCAAAGUCAGAAUUACUACGCGAUAAAGAUUGA
Pieris macdunnoughi is the source of this 990-nucleotide messenger RNA. The record is from the annotation of a GenBank genome assembly. Lineage: Eukaryota; Metazoa; Arthropoda; Insecta; Lepidoptera; Pieridae.